Messenger RNA from Marasmius oreades (fairy-ring Marasmius), 1589 nucleotides. RefSeq lists its product as uncharacterized. NCBI's taxonomy places the organism in Eukaryota, Fungi, Basidiomycota, Agaricomycetes, Agaricales, Marasmiaceae. The record is from RefSeq and is a predicted model, not a curated record. Bases 365 to 1132 code for a protein of 255 amino acids. The transcript has 9 exons.
CCUGUCUGCACAUCUUCACGGGUCUAAAUAAUAAAAAUAUUCGUCGGUCGCUACAUAGCCAUGCAAACCCAUUUUGACUUCUAUGUAGAUUGGUCAGUCGAGGCUGCCACAGCAUUAUGUUUACCCACAUGGACGUCUCCUCGGUGCAACAUCUUGCGGGAUCCUCUUCUAGAUUAUUCAACUUCAUUGCGCCAAUCCGGCUUUUCGAGGCUUUGUUGAUCACUGAUGGAAAUGACUCUGAAACGAUGGUUGUAUCUAACCGGUGUUCUCUUGGGCCGUCACCCGAAAAUAGCUGAUCAUACAAAAAGGUUUAUAGCACGGCUGCCACCAUUCAAAUAUUCAUCUUCGCUCGAGCCCUUUCCACAUGUCGACAACCAACUCCUCAAUUCAAGAUUCUCCACAACUUCAGGUCAGGAGUGUCAUAGUCUUCCCUAUCGUGACGGUUAUGGUGAUGUGUGUUACUUAUGGUCUCUAUAUAGCGCUUUUUGCUCUUUGCAUAUACAUACUGCGCCAGGGUAAAAUACGGUAUCAAACAUUCUACAUCUGGUCGUUAACCGCUCUCUUCGUGAUGUCGACGAGCAUGGUGGCGGUGGAGACCGUGGAGGCACUAUUAGAGUCGGUUGUGGAAUUCAGGUCCGCAAAAACUGCGGUUCUUCUUCUCCUUCACAAACUCAUGACUACCCUAUUUGCGUUCAGUGUGAUUCUCCCUAUUCUUGCGAAUUUGUCUGCAGAUUCCAUCCUGAUACAGAGAUGUUACAUCAUCUGGGGGUCUCGCAAUCGCGUCCUGAUACCGCUGAUUGUUGUCUCGUUCGCUACUAAUGUCAUCACAAGCACCGGAGUCGUCAUGUUGAUCAUGGGGCUUGCGGAUACAACGAUUGCUUCAAACGAAAUGAGGGUUGAAAAGGGAGGAACUAUCCAGGCUGUAGGUUUGAUCAUAAGUGCAGCCUUCAAUUUGGCGCUGACUCUUCUAACUGCCGGACGAAUAUGGUGGAUCAGUCACCAAAGUUAUGUGACGACGAAAAAUUACAUCGUGACAACUAUGAACAAAAUAAUGUCUGGUGGCGAUUUCCCUUUUACUUGGCCGAUCCUCCAAACCGUAACUGUUUCUGCUAUAGUCUCGAAUCUGGAAUGAUUUAUCCCCUGGUCAUGAUUCUCCAUUUGAGCAUCACGAACGGAUUUUCCAUGGAUCAAGUCCCUCUCGACACUUUCCCGCUGGUUAUUCUGGCUGCUGGAAUCGCGCCUACUUUGAUGAUCAUCCGGAUGCGCCUAGGGAUUUAUACCUCUAAAGACAACACUGGUAUUACCCUAACUAAUACUCAACGACUUCGUUCUGGCGGUUUCUUAUCGUCGAUUCAACCGGAUUCAUUGUAUUUCUCAGCACUGUCAGUGAUCGGUAUGCGUCGCUUCUCACGGAUGGAGGGCAACCAUGUCAAAUCUCUUCCGAGGGAACUUGAACCGGUCUAUGCGGUAUGAAGUUGCAUGGUCCAGGUCUUGAGGAUCCUAUCCUGUGUACAAGCUUAGAUUAUUGGUCUGAUGGUCAUUUAGAUGUAUGUACAUUACGAAUGAAUGGAUAUUGUAAUUUUGAUCUA